AUGACCGACUUUUUGAGGAAUUUGCCAAAGCCGAAGAGGAGGCCCUAUGAGUACGCCGAUGGGGAAGACGGCGGGAGUGGAGACGAUGGAAGUGGAGGUGGCGGAAAUGGAGGCGGCGGACGUGGAGACGGUGGAAGUGGAGUCGGCAGACGCAGAGCCGACGGGAAGAAAACCCUCGCAUGCAGAGACGACGGGAAGAACCAGUGCUACGAGUACCUGAAGAGGAGGUACCUGCGAAUCACCUGCAACGAGGACUUCCAGGGGGGAGGGGCCUACCCGGAGAUCCACGUGAAUCAGUACCCAAACAACAUGGGCCUCCCAGAAGCUGCGUCAGGCGGCGGGGGAAAAGGCACCAAGGGAAGCGUAGCGCUGAAGUAUCUGGACGAAAAUAACAACGUAAAAUAUGACAGCCUAAUAAACGAAGAUGUCCUGAUCUACAACAAGCACAUCGAAACGGUAGAAGCAAACGAAAGAAUCCAAAAGUUAAGAAAAAAAAAAAUCCUAUCAGAUGCAAAAGAUAGGGAGGAAAAAUUCACAGAACAGCUAGCCAUUUACAAACCAAAUGAAGAAGAAGAAAAAGAAAUCAUAAACAACACAAAAAAAAAUAUUGAGCAAAUGAUAAAUGAAAAGACAAAGAAAAGUGUGGCAACCAAAAAGGAGGAUAAAUUUUUUAGGUACAUCCCCCAGAAUAAGCUAAAUUCCCAUUUAGAGGAAAGAAUCAUCAAAGUGGUUCAUAAGACAGAGGACCCUUUAGAUGUGUCGAAAUUUAAACAUAAGAAAUUACCCAAUGUAAAGAACUCCCCGGACUACCCCUUGUUAAGGUCCCCUACUAGAAAAUUAAACAAAGAAGAGGAAGAAAAUUGGAAAAUACCCCCCUGUGUCUCCAACUGGAAAAACAACAAAGGGUAUAAUAUCCCCCUAGAUAAAAGAAUCCAAAGUGACAAUAAAAAACUAAACCAAGUGGAGGUAAACGAAAAGUUUGCUCAUCUAAGUGAGUACCUCUACGUCGCGGAGAAAAAAGCGAGAGAGGAAAUCAAAAUGAGGAACAGCAUUAUAAAGCAGAAAAAAUUAAAAGAAAAAGAAGAAAAGGAAAACGUUUUAAGAAACCUAGCCAUACAAGCAAGAAAGGAAAAAGGCCUCGCACAAACGAACAACUCCAUCAUCAACGAAAGAAAAAGAGAAAUCGAAAGAGAUUAUCGCAUCGAAAAGAAUCUCAAAAAAAUGAAAAACUACGAAAAUAGACUCAUAGAGGAGCAACUCGCCCUCAACAAAGUUAAUGUGAGUAAAAACAGCAACAUACAUGACGUUAGCCUCUUCAAUAUAAGUAGCCAAAAUGACGAUGGGAAGAAUCUACCCCCUCCAAACGACGAUGACUUGUACCAGAUCUACGACACUUCUCUGUUUAACCCCAAACAGAGCAACAACAUUUAUAAAUUCUCCAACGAGCGCGUGAGGAAAACGCUGCAGAAGAUGGAGACCACGCAGGGCGCCGCCGAGCCCGUCAAGUUCGUCAAGGACGUCUCCGACCCCUUCGGCCUGGACAGCCUGCUCUCCCAGGCCAAGCAGAAGUAG
Plasmodium vivax (malaria parasite P. vivax) is the source of this 1572-nucleotide messenger RNA. Its product is annotated as nuclear protein SkiP, putative. NCBI's taxonomy places the organism in Eukaryota, Apicomplexa, Aconoidasida, Haemosporida, Plasmodiidae. The record is from RefSeq and is a predicted model, not a curated record. Gene Ontology annotation, biological process: mRNA splicing, via spliceosome. Gene Ontology annotation, cellular component: spliceosomal complex. The coding region runs from base 1 to 1572 and encodes 523 amino acids. The transcript is spliced from 2 exons.